GCAGGGCGCCGAAGCCUGGGAGGUCAGGCAAGCCGGGCCGCGGGCGGCGCCGAGAACCGGGCUUCACAGGGGGCGGGGGUUCCGAGACGGGGGAAGAGAGAUCACAAGGGAGAAACGGACUGGAGUUGGAGCACGAUCCCAGGGAGAGUCAGUGAGAGCCAGCAUGUAAGAAGCAGAAGAGGCACCCCAGUGAGCACAAACCUGGAGCUGAGCUGGGCCAAUGUGAGAAGACAGAGUCCCUGGCCAUGCUGCUAGGAGCAGAGACACCCAGCAUGGGGUCUCCUAUUUGUAGGCUUGGGGCAAACCUGGAAAAUGGCUCAGCCGCCACUUCGAGGAGUGACCAGCUUGCGAUUCAAUCAGGAUCAAAGCUGCUUUUGCUGUGCCAUGGAGACAGGUGUGCGCAUCUACAACGUGGAGCCGUUGAUGGAGAAGGGACAUCUGGACCACGAGCAGGUGGGCAGCACGGGCCUGGUGGAGAUGCUGCACCGCUCAAAUCUACUGGCCCUGGUAGGCGGGGGGAGCAGCCCCAAAUUCUCAGAAAUCUCAGCAGUGCUGAUUUGGGAUGAUGCCCGGGAGGGCAAGGACUCCAAAGACAAGCUCGUGCUAGAGUUCACCUUUACCAAGCCUGUGCUGGCUGUGCGCAUGCGCCAUGACAAGAUCGUGAUCGUGCUGAGGAACCGCAUCUACGUGUACUCCUUCCCCAACAACCCACGAAAGCUGUUUGAAUUUGACACCCGGGACAACCCCAAGGGGCUCUGUGACCUUUGCCCCAGCCUCGAGAAACAGCUCCUUGUGUUCCCAGGACAUAAGUGUGGGAGCCUACAACUUGUGGACCUGGCAAGCACAAAGCCUGGCACGUCAUCCGCUCCCUUCACCAUCAAUGCACAUCAGAGUGAUGUGGCUUGCGUGUCCUUGAACCAGCCGGGGACUGUGGUGGCCUCAGCCUCCCAGAAAGGCACCCUCAUUCGCCUUUUCGACACCCAGUCCAAGGAGAAACUGGUAGAGCUGCGACGAGGCACUGACCCUGCCACCCUUUACUGCAUUAACUUCAGCCAUGACUCGUCCUUCCUGUGCGCUUCCAGCGAUAAGGGCACAGUUCAUAUAUUUGCUCUCAAGGAUACGCGUCUCAACCGCCGCUCUGCGCUGGCUCGUGUGGGCAAAGUGGGGCCUAUGAUUGGACAGUACGUGGAUUCCCAGUGGAGCCUGGCAAGCUUCACCGUGCCUGCCGAGUCAGCCUGCAUCUGUGCUUUCGGGCGGAAUACUUCCAAGAAUGUGAACUCUGUCAUUGCCAUUUGUGUCGAUGGGACCUUCCACAAAUACGUCUUCACCCCAGAUGGAAACUGCAAUCGAGAGGCUUUCGAUGUGUACCUUGAUAUUUGUGAUGAUGAUGACUUCUAAGGACCCUGGAAGCUGGAUUAGGGACCUGCCAUGGCAGGCUGCCAGUGGAACUUUGGUGUGGGUGUGGGGGAGGGGUACCGUGGAAGUCCCCAGGCAGCAAGCAUGAAUUGGGCCUGUGCCCCCUGCUCAACUCGGCAGAGCCGUGUGUGAAUAAACAGCCUAACUUCCCCAA
Messenger RNA from Ochotona curzoniae (black-lipped pika), 1570 nucleotides. It is a transcript of the gene WDR45, whose product is annotated as WD repeat domain 45. Gene Ontology annotation, biological process: nucleophagy; protein lipidation; protein localization to phagophore assembly site. Bases 313 to 1398 code for a protein of 361 amino acids. Gene Ontology annotation, molecular function: phosphatidylinositol-3,5-bisphosphate binding; protein binding; phosphatidylinositol-3-phosphate binding. Gene Ontology annotation, cellular component: extrinsic component of membrane; phagophore assembly site membrane; cytosol. Lineage: Eukaryota; Metazoa; Chordata; Mammalia; Lagomorpha; Ochotonidae. The transcript is spliced from 12 exons. The record is from RefSeq and is a predicted model, not a curated record.